Molecule: messenger RNA, 2908 nt
Organism: Penaeus indicus
Lineage: Eukaryota; Metazoa; Arthropoda; Malacostraca; Decapoda; Penaeidae
Product: hepatocyte growth factor-regulated tyrosine kinase substrate-like
Exons: 7
Coding region: 1-1455 (484 amino acids)
Biological process (GO): receptor internalization; endocytic recycling
Cellular component (GO): early endosome
Molecular function (GO): ubiquitin binding
Source: RefSeq, a predicted model, not a curated record
AUGACCAAUGGCCUGGGCCACUAUGGAUACAACCUGGGACAGAGGGCUUUUGUAUUGGAAACAAUACAAAAUAGUAUAUUGCCAGGGAGUCAUGAUGAAAAGCAUAUUUCAUGCGUAAAUUUCCCUCAUUCAUGUAUAUGUACCAUAAGCUCACUAACUCAAAAUUACCCUCUAUACUUAAACAUUUACAGAUACUUGGACCGUUCCUACUGGGAACAGCAGUCGCAACAAAAGCAAACUUUUCAACAAAAGCAGGACCAGGGAGUGAGUGAUUUGGGUAGCACUCUGUCACCCACACAACCAUCAGCACCCAUUAACGCUGCCAAGUCCUCACUCUCUCCAACCAAACUUUCUCAAGUCAAGAUGACAGAAAAUUACCAGAAUGGAGAGACAGAGGAAGUGGAUGAGUUUGUGACAACCCUCCGCACGCAGUUAGAAAUAUUUGUGAAUCGCAUGAAGAGCAAUCAGUGUCGAGGACGUCCCAUUGCUAAUGAUUCAUCUGUUCAAACUCUGUUCAUGAACAUCACAGCAAUGCAUGCUCAACUCUUGAAAUACAUUCAUCAACAAGAUGACAAGAGAGUAAACUGUGAACGUCUUCAAGACAAAAUUUCACAGGUGAGGGACGCCCGAGCUGCACUUGAAGCCCUGAGGGAAGAACAUCGUGAACGGGUGAGACGAGAGAAGGAGGAACAAGAGCGCUUGAGGCAAGUUCAGAUGAUGCAGAAGCUAGAAAUCAUGAGGAAGAAGAAGCAGGAAUAUUUAGAGUAUCAGCGGCAACUUGCACUUCAUCGAAUGGCAGAGAGUGAAAGGGAGAUGUUCAACAAGGGAUCUGUGAUGGGACCACCCCCCACCUCCAUGUACCCAAUGGGUUACCCUGCAUACCCUGGUGUGGCUGGGCCCAUGCCGAGCCAGCCACCAUUACCAGGGCACAUGUAUCAAGGUCAACCUGAGUCAGGACCUCCCCAGGGAGGUGUACCACAAGGCGGAAUGCCUCAGACUGGAGUCCCGCCAGGUGGUGUACCACAAGGUGGAGCUCCACCAAACUCUAUGUCAUAUCCUGGAGGACCAGGACAAGGCCAAUACCAGCAUCCUCCUCCGGGUGGCCACCCAGGUCCAGUGAUGGGAGGGGGUCAGGCUGGGCCUCCACCUGUGACUCAGCCAGGAUACCAACAACCGCCACAUGAAUUCUCCCCGUAUAACAUGCAGGGAAUGGCAAACAGUCUGCCAAAUAUUAGUGGUGGAAUGCCAGGCUACCCUCCCCAGCAGCAACCUGGGCCAGGCAUGGCUCCUCCGCAGAUUGGCGGUCAGCAUCCCAUUGCUGGGCCCGGACAGCAGCCGCAGGGCGUGAUGCCCAUGCAAGGUGAUAUGAGUGGAGGAGCACCACAGAUUCCCCCGCAGACCCAGCCACCCCCAACAACACAGGAGCAGCAGGCUGAGCUCAUCUCAUUUGACUGAGAGAGGACGGAGUCUUUUAAUGCUAGAAGAGGAGAUGAUGGAACUUAGUCAGCUUUUUCCAGCUUCUUUUCUCUGAGGUCUUUGUCACACAUUCUUAUACACAUCAGUGGAAGAGAUUUCCCUUUAUUAGGAAAGUAAAUAUACUUCAUUUUGAUGUUAGUAAUUAAAAAGGAAACAAAAAUAAACUGGUCUUACUGAAAUCAUAAGCAUUCUGUUAAAUUCCUGAAAUAUUUGGCCUGGUGACCAGUUGCAAUUAUUUUUGGUUUUCAUUCAGUUCUUUUUGUUUGUUUCAUUUUGUGUUAUUAUUAUUUUUUAUUAAUAGUCAUUCAUGAUUAUAAUUCUAUUAAGUCUCUGAAAUAAUAACUGGGAAGUGAAUAUUCUUCAACUUAGAAUUAUUUACAUGCACAGUGCUGCUAAAAACUCUUGCCCCUCCUAGUUGCACAUUGUUUUGAAGUAUAACAGAAAACUGCAAACUUUGCUCGACUAGCUAGUAGUUUAGGUGCAGUUGUCUAGUCUCCAAAGGAAUUUACACUCUUGCUGUUAGUGAUUUGCACCAAAGAUAUUACCUUAUUCAUUAUUGCUUAGUUAUUUUGACAACUGAUUGAUAUAUAGUUUACUCUGAAAAAAAUGUAUUUGUCUAUCAGCAUUUGGCAGCUCUUGAUAUUUAUUAACUCUGUAUGAGCAUUCAAUCAAAUAAUAAUGCAGAUUUUUUGUGUUAAUUUCCCCCCUUUUUUUUACUAUUUUCACAAAGUAAUAUACUCCAGUAAAAUUAAGCCAAGAUCCUUUCCUCAUGUUAAUGUUUUCUUGCGUUCUGUCUGAAAUAUAAAGCCAAAUAACUAGUAUAUUUUUAGCAAAGCUCUUGAUAUCAAAAUUAUCAUAACUUCCUGCCAAGUGUUUUAGAAACUCCCAUCACAUCCCAGAAAUGAUUAAUAAAUGUAAAUGGUGAAUUGCUGACCAUAAAUUCAGUAAGAGUUUUUACCAGCACUGUAUUCAUGAUUUGAGUUCCUGUAUAUAUAGAGUAAUGGCUUAAAUAAUUUGAAUAAAUAAUUAAUAUAAAUGACAUUUGCCAGUGAUUUAUCCUGUGUUAGUAUUGAAAUAUAGAAAUUUUAUAUAUCCUAUGUAUGUUAUUGUUUUUAUAUUCUUUGCAAAUAUUACAGACUUAUGUAUCAGUUAAUGUUGAUGUGUUAUACCAAUAUUGCUACUCAAGGUAUAUACACAAGCAGUUUCAGUCAACGCAGGUAAAAUGUUUACAAAGCCUUAUAUAGCUUUUUGAUAAUCUGAUUGUUCAGUUAUCCUUCGGCAACCUUAUAUGUUAUUAAGAUUUAACUUUUUACUCAUGCUCUAAUAUAUGUGAGUUUCAUCACCCUUGAUAUGUACAUACAGUGGAUACUGUAUAGUUACAGUGGAUACUUUAUGCUACAAGAUUUCUUUGAAAUAAAAGUCUGAAAAGAUU